This is a messenger RNA of Penicillium brevicompactum, 1533 nucleotides long. RefSeq lists its product as uncharacterized. Gene Ontology annotation, biological process: carbohydrate transport; transmembrane transport. Bases 1 to 1533 code for a protein of 510 amino acids. Gene Ontology annotation, molecular function: carbohydrate:proton symporter activity. Gene Ontology annotation, cellular component: membrane. The transcript has 3 exons. The record is from RefSeq and is a predicted model, not a curated record. Lineage: Eukaryota; Fungi; Ascomycota; Eurotiomycetes; Eurotiales; Aspergillaceae.
AUGGGUGCCGCUGGUGGUGGAUGGUCCAACGAAGCCAUCAAACGUGUUCCUCCUCCAGCCAAGAGAAUGUAUAUAUGGCUCGCCGCAAUUUGGGCAUCAUACAGUGGAGGCCUCCAUGGCUUCAACACUGCCAACAUUUCGGGGACCAUGAGUCUGAAACCUUUCGUGCGUGACUUUGGCUGGGGAGACCUCUCAGACGCAACAGUCUCGAACUAUGAGGGCUGGGUCGUUUCUUCGAUGCUUCUGGGACAAACAGUUGGUGUUCUCAUAGCCGGUCCUUUGGGAGAGCGUCGUGGCCGCAAGUCCGUCAUCAUGCUCUCUGCUAUUCUCUACACCAUCGGGGCCAUCUUGAUGGCUGCAAACUUUGGAUCCUUGGCUGAACUUCUGGUUGGAAGAAUCUUCUCUGGUCUUGGAUCAGGGGCCGGAAUGGUGGUUGGUCCCAUUUAUAUCUCUGAGAUCGCCCCUACUGAGAUGCGUGGUAUGAUGACCACCUUUUACAACAUCAACAUCAUGGCUGGAGUUGCUGGCAGCUACUGGAUCAACUUCGGCUCCCUUGAACAGAUCUCUGCCACAGAUAGCUGGCAAUGGCGGACUACCCUAGUUCUCCAGAUGAUACCAUCGGCUUUUCUUUUCAUUGGCUAUGCGUUUUUUCCAGAAAGUCCACGUUAUCUGAUGAUGCGAGGCAGACCGAGCGCAGCUCAUCACAGUUUGUCUCGUCUCCGAGGACUGGAUGAUAGCAGCCCAUACUUCGAGCGCGAGUUUGAUGAGCUGAAAAGUCGAUUUGACGCCAACGCCGACAGUCAGAGUGCACUUCAGUCCGUGAAGUCUCUACUGGGCUCCUGUAUCACCGACCCCCCCUACCCGGAAGUUGCUCCUCAACGCCUUCUGUUCUCGGCGGUUUAUGGUAUGAUCAAAGUUGCCAGUGUCUUUUUCUAUGCGUUCGUCUUGACCGACCGCUUCGGUCGUCGACCUCUCCUGCUCAUCGGAUCGACCAUCAAUGUCAUUUGUCUGUGCUAUCUGGCCGUCUAUCUUGGUGUUGCCGAUAUUUCAGGGUCAACCGAUCCCUCGGCAGCUGCCUGGGUUGCCAUUGUUGCAAUCUGUUUCUUCGCGGUCGGCUAUGGAUUUGGCUGGGCGCCUGCUUUCUCCCUGACAGCUUCAGAGAUUUGCCCUACGCCCAUUCGAGGCACUGUGGUGACUAUCGCAUUUGUAUACCAGAAUCUCCUGAAUUUCGCUAUCACGCGUGGAUUCCCAAACAUGACAGCUGAUAUGCACGCUUGGGGGCCUUUCGCGCUCUUUACGGCGUUCACUUUUCUCGCCACCUGCUGGGUCUUUGUUGCGUUCCCUGAAUGCAAGGGACGGAGUAUGGAGAGUGCAGAUACACUUUUCUCAAUGCCCUGGUACAAAAUUGGGUUCUCAAAGGUUCCUGAGGUUAGUGAAAUUCCGACAAGCGCCGAUUUGGAAAAGGCCACAUCCAGUGAGCACGAGGAGCACAUUAGUACGGAGGAUCACAAGCUACGGAAAGAGUCUGAUUGA